CUACGUGCUGAGGAGGAUCCUGCGUCGCGCAGUCCGUUAUUCCCAUGAGAAGCUCGGAGCCCAGAAAGGCUUUUUUGCCACUCUGGUGGAUGUGGUGGUCGAUUCCCUGGGCAAUGCCUUCCCUGAGUUGAAGAAAGAUCCUGAAGUGGUGAAGGACAUUUAUUAACGAGGAGGAGGGUGCACGUUCCUACAAAACCCCUCAGCAGGGGGGCGCCGUAUCCUCGACAGGAAGAUCAUGAGUCUGGGAGAGAACAAGACCAUUCCAGGUGACACAGCAUGGCUGCUAUACGACACAUACGGCUUCCCUCUGGACCUGACCUCCCUCAUCGCAGAGGAGAAAGGCAUGGCGGUGGACGUGGCUUCCUUUGAGGAGGAGAAGAAGGCAGCACAGAUAAAGUCCCAGGGUAAGGGGGCAGGAGACGUGGACCACAUCAUGUUGGACAUCUAUGCCAUUGAAGAUCUGAGGAACAAGAACAUCCCCGCCACAGACGACUCUUCCAAAUACAAAUACACGUCUGAGGAAAACGGCAACUACAACUUCGAGCAGGCCUCAGCCACGGUGCAGGCUCUGCGCUGCGACCGCGCCUUCUGCGAUGAAGUGACCACGGGUCAGGAGUGCGGCGUGCUGCUGGACUCCACUUCCUUCUACGCCGAGCAGGGAGGGCAGACAUUCGACGAGGGGUACAUGGUUCGAGAGGACGACAGCACAGAGGAUCGGAUGGAGUUCACUGUGAAGAACACGCAGGUUCGAGGAGGUUAUGUUCUCCAUCUGGGGACGGUCUACGGCACUCUGAAGGUCGGAGACCGCGUCACCUUACGCCUCGAUGAGGCUCGUCGUAGGCCAAUCAUGAGCAACCACACCGCCACACACAUCCUGAACUUCGCCCUGCGGGGGGUUCUGGGGGAGGCAGACCAGAGGGGCUCCUCUGUGGCCCCCGACCGUCUGCGCUUUGAUUUCACUGCUAAAGGCGCCCUGAGCACGGGGGAGGUCCGCCGGACGGAGGAGAUCGCUUGUGCUAUCAUAAAAGAUGCAAAGCCAGUUUACGCCAUGGAUGCCCCACUAGCAAAAGCCAAGGCUAUCCAGGGUCUGCGCGCCGUCUUCGAUGAGACGUACCCCGACCCGGUCCGAGUCGUGUCCAUUGGCAUCCCCGUGGAGGAGCUGCUGGAGAACCCCGAGAGCACCGCUGGUGCUCUCACAUCCAUCGAGUUUUGUGGUGGAACCCAUCUGCGGAACUCGGGUCACGCCGCGCCGUUUGUCAUCGUCUCAGAGGAGGCCAUUGCUAAGGGCAUCCGCCGCAUUGUUGCUGUGACAGGAACAGAGGCCCAGAAGGCUCAGAGGAAAGCUGACUCCCUGCUCCAGUCUCUGUCCGCACUGGGAGAAAAGGUGAAGCAGCAGACGGACCCCAACAAGGACAUCCAGAAAGACAUCGCCGACAUGACGGAGUUGAUAGGCACUGCGGUGAUCUCCCAGUGGAAGAAGGACGAGAUGAGGGAAUCCCUGAAGGGCCUGAAGAAGACCAUGGAUGACUUGGACCGCAACUACAAGGCUGACAUCCAGAAGAGAGUCCUGGAAAAGACCAAGGAGGUGAUCGAAAGUAGCCCCAACCAAGCGCUGCUCGUCAUGGAGAUGGAGACCGGGGCCUCAGCUAAGGCCCUGAACGAGUCCCUGAAGCUGCUGAAGUCGCAAUCUCCUCAGACCGCUGCGAUGCUCUUCACUGUAGACCCGGAAGCCGGCAAGAUCACCUGCCUGUGUCAAGUCCCACAGGAUGUGGCUAAACGCGGUCUCAAGGCCAGCGAGUGGGUUCAGGAGUUGUGCCCCCUGCUGGACGGCAAAGGAGGCGGCAAGGACAUGUCCGCUCAGGCCACGGGCAAGAACACACAGUGCAUGCAGGAGGCGCUGCAGAUGGCCAACCAGUUUGCACAGCUUAAACUGGGAGAGAACUAAGAGGAGAGAGGGGGCUGUGUGGCAGGUGGGGAGAGGAGAUUUAGGUUGCAAAUAUAGUUCGAGUAGUGAAGGGGAAAUAAGGUAACUGUCUAGUCUUAACUGAGUUAGAAAUCACCACACAUCGUCCUUUCCUUGGUCCAUUUCCUCUCCUUUUUUCUUCUCCCUUUUGAAGAAGUAAACAAUAACCUUUUAUUUAAUUCAAUCCCCAAAAGCCCAAUUGGUUUUGGCUGCUUUAAACUGCAAAUAAACUUAACUCUUAGCCUUGGAAAGAGAAGUAAAUAAGUCAGCCCAGCUCUAAAAGGAUUUAGGCACUGUAUGUCCUUUGAUCUGUAAACAGUGGCUCCGUCCAUCGGUGAGAGCAGAAGCCUGAGCUCUCCCCUGUGGUUGGUUGCACUAGAGUUGUUCACCCACUAGCUGUAACAUAGUCUUGCUUUUCGAAUAACAAGCCAUUAUCUGACGUGUAAGAAGACAUGGGGUUUAUUGUAGUAAAACAUAUUUCAUUAACUGUAUAAAAUAAUCAUCAACGUGUCAAAUCAUUCAUCUGUGUAACUUAAUUUCGCUCAAGAAUACGUCGAAUGCAAAAUGUCUUUUAGCUGUUUCAUGUCAGAAGUGUCAUGUUAUGGGAAUGGAAUAAAAACAACUGGUUAUGCUACA
Notothenia coriiceps (black rockcod) is the source of this 2599-nucleotide messenger RNA. It is a transcript of the gene aars1, whose product is annotated as alanyl-tRNA synthetase 1. Lineage: Eukaryota; Metazoa; Chordata; Actinopteri; Perciformes; Nototheniidae. The record is from RefSeq and is a predicted model, not a curated record. Gene Ontology annotation, molecular function: aminoacyl-tRNA deacylase activity; nucleic acid binding; alanine-tRNA ligase activity. Gene Ontology annotation, biological process: alanyl-tRNA aminoacylation. The transcript has 13 exons. The annotation marks the transcript as partial. Gene Ontology annotation, cellular component: mitochondrion; cytoplasm.